AUGCGUAGUUGAACGUUCGCCUUCCGUAUUGAAGCUGUGGGGGAGAGUUGCUAGUCAGAAACGGUUUUAAGAUUUUUAUACCUGGAAGGAGGUAAUUCCUGAUGCUAACAUGGCCGACGAAGAAGAAGACCAGCCUUUUGAAGAAGAUACUGAAGACACUGGAGGAGGGUCAGAUGGUGGACAGGGAAAAAGGAAACGGUUGUUCUCCAAAGAAUUGAGGUGUAUGAUGUAUGGAUUUGGAGAUGAUCAGAAUCCUUACACAGAGUCUGUGGAUAUUCUUGAAGAUCUAGUCAUAGAAUUCAUCACAGAAAUGACCCACAAAGCAAUGUCAAUUGGACGACAAGGUCGAGUACAGGUUGAAGAUAUUGUCUUCUUGAUUCGUAAAGACCCACGAAAAUUUGCUCGUGUGAAGGACUUGUUAACAAUGAAUGAAGAAUUAAAACGGGCUCGAAAAGCAUUCGAUGAAGCAAACUAUGGCUCUUGAGGCAUUUUUUGAGCUCAUCUCAUUUUUUGAUUCACUCUUUGAGUCAUCUCAUUUUUGAGUCUUCUUUUCUAUAAAAGGAAGCUCUGGGAAAAAACAAUUCAGAACACUGCUGCACGUUGAAAUAGAUUUAAUUGUGGACUGUUUUCAGAGAUUCUUUGUAUUGUGCUGUUUGCCUUUAAAACGAUUCAUUCUUGGUCAUUUUUCCCUAUUAUAGCUUGAUUUUUUUUAGACUGCAACCAUUUGAGUGUCAUAAUUCUAGGUUUAUAUUCUUAUUUAGCUCACAAUUUUUUUCAGAUAUUGCUAAAGAUUUCUAAGGGCCAUAUAGCUUUUAUCUUUUACCUGUCACAUUAAACUCUGUUUAAAAAAAAAAACAUGCUUGUAAAUUUCAAUACUUUUAAAUCGGAGGUGUCAAACUGGCGGCCCACAGGCCGGCUGCAUCAUGCCCACCCCGGCUCCACAAAGGCACAAAAAGUUAUAUGUCACAUGACGCGAUCAACUUGACACCCGUGCUUUAAAUCUUUCUUUACUCCAUGCUUCAUUCACAGAAGAGUACAAAUAUUAGCAAGCAGGAAUAGUUUAGUUUGGUUGAGCUAAUCUAUCAGAAGGAAAUUGAACAAAUGGAACUAAAUCACUAGCACAGAAAUAAUUAUUUAAUCCAUCAAAAGCAUUAAUCAUAAUUUUAAAAUGAGGUUCCUUCUACAAUGGUAAGAAAUAUUUUGGGUGCUCUGUAUCAGUCAUUUUGCAUUAACAUGAAACAAUAUAAAUGUGUGCAGUAUGUUGGUGAUAGUUGCUGGACCAUCAAGGCCGAGUCAUCUAUAUGGAUAGCAACUUAACAUAAGAAAAUGCAAGAAACUGGACUUCUGGUAAAGACAUAUGGCAAAUUAAACAUCUCUGAGAGAGUAGAGAGUACAGCAACUAUGGUGGCCAGACAGUAAAUUCCAGUAGUCUUUCCAAAAAAAGUUUUGAUUGUGGGCACCCAGUUGCAUCCUGGACAGCUGCUCCUUGUGAGUAGAUUUUAGGAACUGAGAUUUUUGUGAUAAGCUUGAGUUGAGCAGCUGUGAGUUAGCUAAGUCCACAGCUAUAAUGCAGUUCAUAUGGACAAAAAGUUUGCACAGGCCUAAUUUCUAAAUGCUUUUGAAUUUAAUUUGCAGCUAAAGUGAUUUGUGAGUGAUAGGAAGAGAAUUCCAUUUGUUGCGUCAAUUUUUUUGGAUUAAAAUGAAAAUCAAAGAUUUUAAAACUUUUGGCAAAAAAA
This is a messenger RNA of Thamnophis elegans (Western terrestrial garter snake), 1736 nucleotides long. It is a transcript of the gene TAF13, whose product is annotated as TATA-box binding protein associated factor 13. Gene Ontology annotation, cellular component: transcription factor TFIID complex. The coding region runs from base 110 to 484 and encodes 124 amino acids. The transcript has 4 exons. NCBI's taxonomy places the organism in Eukaryota, Metazoa, Chordata, Lepidosauria, Squamata, Natricidae. The record is from RefSeq and is a predicted model, not a curated record. Gene Ontology annotation, biological process: transcription by RNA polymerase II. Gene Ontology annotation, molecular function: protein heterodimerization activity.